ACCGCCACAGGAGUAUUUUCGUGUUGACUCGUCUCGAAGUCGGAUUUUGUUGGAAAUUUGUAACGUAUAUGUUGCAACGAUGUAGAUAAAGGAGCUUUAAAACGUCAAUGACACGUCUACACAAAAUCCGUCCCUUUGGCAGUGGAGAGGCCACGUUUGGGAUUUUGUCUGAAGAGGGGGUAGACGUAAUAAACUGAGAGAAUGUGGCAAAGCGUCGGUCUAACUGUGCUGGUCAUUGUGGCCACCCUCAUAUGCGUCCUACUCUUCAUGCUUUUCGGUUGGUAUGUGGUGUGGCAACUCUUCCUGUCCAAGUUCAAGUUCCUCCGAGAGCUGGUGGGAGACACGGGCUCCCCGCAGGUUGAGACGGAGCCUUCGGAGUCGGAGAGCGAACGCAGCUCUCCCCCGACGCCCCGCCACCGGCCCAAGACCGCACGCCAGAGGGUUGUCCCUCCAGACAGCACUACAUAAAGCCCUGCCCUCCACUGACCCACGCGCCCGCUUCUGCCAGUCUGAAACCCUUCUAACGUGGACCUAAGGCCUUCUCUUGAACUCAUCUUUCAUCGAAUGGUUUCAGUGGUCCUUGCCCCCUUAUAAGCGCUUAUCUCACUUGGCUUAGCUGACCUGCUGAUGUUGUUGUGGACAGCCAUUGGAUCGUGGGGUUUUAUGGAGCUAUUUCACCGUUUAAUUUCAGUUAUGUGUCUUUCUACUCAUGAUCAGCAAGUCAGAUGAAAACCAGGUUCAUUCACUAGUCAUAAAAAAUCACUUCUUUCUUGCUUCUGAUUGGACUGCUUCACUGUAUGAAGUUUGCAGGGCGAGAAUCGUGAUGUGUGUGUGUGUGUGUGUGUGUAUGUGUAUGUAUGUAUGUAGUGAGGGAAGGGCGUGCUUGUAGUUGCUAAUCUACCAUGAUUUUGGACAUUUAUUGAUGUGAAGAAAAAAAAUCAGAUGACAAAACUGAAAGCUGUCCUAACUGACAACCAAACCAUCUCGACAUCUCAGCGUGUUAACUUCACGGUCAUCAACACUAAUAUUCUUGACAUUCAGUCUUUGCCUAUGAAUUGGAGUUAAAUCAGUGUGUCCUUUCAUUGUUGGUUGGAAAAUGUCCAGAACUGAACGGUUGAAAACUUAUCAAUAAAGAGGGCUUCAGAUCAUCUUCAGUUAAUGAUGGCCAAGCCCCCCUGGAAUGCAGCAGUGUUCCAUUUCCAUGGCUACGCUGGCUUCCUGGUGCUGCAAAUCUGGCUCAGUGUUCCAUGAUGGCUGCCAUGGUUACCACUGAGGCCUCCCUUGUGCCUCUGAACCAAUGGGUGUUGACAGGGCACUGCCAUAGUUCCGUUUUUCACCUACCUCCAAUCAGACGACACGCGUGGCAUAGUAAAUUUUAAGUUUUACAUGUUUUUGGUCCCCCCCCCCCCCA
Messenger RNA from Chanos chanos (milkfish), 1411 nucleotides. RefSeq names its product small integral membrane protein 13 (gene smim13). The transcript has 3 exons. Bases 202 to 468 code for a protein of 88 amino acids. Lineage: Eukaryota; Metazoa; Chordata; Actinopteri; Gonorynchiformes; Chanidae. The record is from RefSeq and is a predicted model, not a curated record.